Messenger RNA from Oncorhynchus masou masou (cherry salmon), 3287 nucleotides. RefSeq names its product TGF-beta-activated kinase 1 and MAP3K7-binding protein 3-like. Gene Ontology annotation, cellular component: extracellular exosome. NCBI's taxonomy places the organism in Eukaryota, Metazoa, Chordata, Actinopteri, Salmoniformes, Salmonidae. Gene Ontology annotation, molecular function: ubiquitin binding. Gene Ontology annotation, biological process: positive regulation of canonical NF-kappaB signal transduction. The transcript is spliced from 7 exons. The record is from RefSeq and is a predicted model, not a curated record. The coding region runs from base 291 to 2195 and encodes 634 amino acids.
AUUUAGACCACUUCCUGCUCCGAAAGGCUUACAUUUAUCGCGAUAGAUUCAAUUUCGUACGUGGAGACGACGGCCUUGUCUUGGAAUGAAACACAAUCGCUUUAUCUAUCAAGAGUGAAAUAUAUAUUCGUCUGCCACUUUCGGAAAAUAUCAGAUCGAUGGGCUUUCUCUGAAACUGUAGCUAUAAUGGUCCAUGACAGGAGUGAGUAAGCUCAUGAGGAUGAGAAGAGCACAGGUGCAGCAGCAGCGUUCAAGGCUGUGAGCUCAGUGACUCUCUCUGUGGGCUCAGGAUGGCGCAGGGAGGCCCUCAGUUAGACUAUCACAUCCUGCAGGACCUCAAGCAGCGCUUCCCCGAGAUCCCAGAGGGAGUAGUGUCCCAGUGCCUUCUGCAGAACAACAAUAACCUGGAUAUAUGCUGUCACCUGCUGGCUCAGGAGAGUAACAGAUACCUCUAUGGGGAGUACCAAAGUCCGGAGGAGGCCCGCCUGAGCCGGAACCACAUGCUGCACAUCCAGCUCGGGGGCUACCCCCCCUCGGAGGUGGGCAAGGAAAGCGGAGGCGGGCGCUCCCUGGUGCACAGCUCCAGUGACGGUUCCAUGGAGCCCCAGCGCGUCGGCUUCACGGAGCCCCUCUCGGCCCCCGCCACCAUAGCCCCCUCGCUGGGGUACACCCCCUUCUUCAUGAAUGACCACGGGGGGCGCACGGCCAGCACCCCCACUCCGCCUCCCGUGCAGGGAAGGUCCCCUACCUACUCGCCUGUUCCUCGCUACACCAUGAACCCUAUCACUGUCACUCUGUCCCAGAACCUGCCCAACGCCCCCCAGGCCCUGCAGAUCCCUGCCGGUCACUAUGGCAACAGUGGCGGUAAUGCCCUCUACAUCCGGCCCUCCCAGAGCCCACAGCCCUCCCCCUGGCCCUCGUCUGGGCAGUCCGGGCAGCCUGUGUAUCAGCCCUCGCCCUACACCACUCCCACCUACCAGUCCCCGUAUAGCUCGCCCCAACAUCAGGUGCAGCCCCAACAUCAGGUGCAGCCCCAACAUCAGGUGCAGCCCCAACAUCAGGUGCAGCCCCAACAUCAGGUGCAGCCCCAACAGCAGGUGCAGCCCCAACAGCAGGUGCAGCACCAACCCCACCAACCCCAGCACCAGCAGACCCAUGUCUUCCUGCCCAUCAGCCCUCCCACCUUGGCCAGCAUGCCCUACCACCACCAGCAGCAACAGCAGCAGCAGCCCAUCUACCGGCCGUACCUGCCCAAGAGCUCCCUGAAGAACCAGAUUGAGAUCACCCUGGAGGGCCCGCGGCCCCGCAGCAACUCCCCCGUGCACUGCCCCCCGGGACAGACUCUCUACAUGGCUACCAGCCCCUCGCCCAGCUCACCCCAGCGGGGCCUCAGCCUGAGCGGGGGGAGCUCUGCCACCUUCCACCCCGGGGUAUACCUGCACCAGUGCCCCGCGCGGCCUCGUCCCACUUCCUCACCCCAGCCAGGCAGCCAGGCGGGCUACACCUUUAAGAUCAAAGUGUCCCCAGGCCAGGCCCAGCAGCAGAGGCCGCUCUCAGGUUCCCCUCCAGUGGCCUCCUCUCCUGAAUCUCUGCUCAACAUGGUGGACCAGGGGGAGCAUCACGCGCUGGCCCCGGCACCCAUCCUGCCCAUCUCAGCCCUGCCCGGUAACAUCGUCAGCCACAUCGCCAACCGCAUGCCGCGCCGCUCCAGCUCGGGCUCCGACGACUACGCUUACACCCAGGCUCUCCUGCUGCACCAGAGGGCCCGGAUGGAGCGUCUGCUGAAGGAGCUGCUGAUGGAGAGGCAGAAGCUGGAGCAGCUGAAGGCAGACGUCAACGACAUGGAGUACGACGCUCUCCAGAGACGCUUCAGGCGAGUCAACAGCACCAGCCUCAUCCCCCGGCCUGAAGAGAUGACCCGGUUACGCAGUCUGAACAGACAGCUACAAAUAGAUGUUGACUGUACCCUGAAGGAGACGGACCUUCUGCAGUCUCUAGGGAAGUUUGAUCCGCAAGCCGAGAACAACUUUUAUAAGAACAUUCAGACCGGUCCGGUGGUACCGCCCAAGCCAGGAAGAAAAGAGACUCCCUGUGUGGACAUUCUCCAAAUGUUUUUGAAAGCAUUUCCUUCUCAGACAGGUCUUAAAAUGGUGCCGUGUGUUUGUAUGAUUGGUGUGUGUGUGUGUGUGGUGUAAUGACAUUAAUUUAAUUUCGUGCUUGAUAUUGUAAUUUUGGGUUAACUCACCUUAUUCGCCACUAAAUAGUCUCACCGUCGUUGGUGAUAUACGACAGCCAUUUUGCACCAGAAGGCUCACCACUACCACACUAGCUAUAGCAGUGGAAGGAUUGUGGCAAUUUGAUCCUGUAUAUGACAGUAGUAUGAUAAAGGAGCAGGUUAUGCAUCUAGCCAUGACACCAGUGUGGUCGACACCCCUGCGCUUGCCAUGAAUGCCGAUGGGAUCCUUGCUGAACACUGAGUUAGGCCCUCUGUUAACAUCCCAUUGGAAGGACUUUAAAAAAAAUGUUCCUCCCCUGUUAUGUUUGGUACUGUGAUGAUGAACCGGUCACGCCAGUUUUGCAGAGGGCGAGACCCGCCUCUUCAUUUAGAUGAAACCAGUGGGUGAGCAGUGCGGUUUCGUGUGAGGUUCGCGCUGCUCAGAAUAAAAUUACGCUGGUUCAGUUGACAAGAUUCUGUUGCGCGUUCUCAUGCCCGAGAACACUUGAUAAAGUGGCUUGUUGUCUUCUCCUGCCGGCAAAAUGCGGUGUAGCGUCUAUAAAAUAAAAAAACUGUUUUCCUAACGCCCCAGUUUACCUCAUCUGUAAGACUUAUGGUAUCUGCUGUGUUUGUUGGUGCGAUACUAAGUAGAGCUGGGAAUCGCCAAGGACCUCACGAGACAAUAUUAUCACCAUAUUUAGGUGCCGAUGCGAUAUGUAUUACGAUUCUUACAAUUCUAUAUGUAUUGCAAUUUAAUAUUCUAAGCAUAUUGCUGAGAAAACAACAUGUUUUGGUUAAGGAAAUUAAAGUGCUGAAAACAUGCUUGCUCACGAUUGAGAACAAGCUAUAGGAUGAAACAUACAGGAGUUUUGGGGGCAGGAACAGCUGAAGUACUGAAGUAGAAAAAAAGAGAAGUGUGUAUAUUUAUAUAUAUUUAUAUUUAUUUGGAGUCGAGUAUCUAUAUAUUAUCGUCCCAAAAUAAUAUUGCAGUAUGUACAGUGAAAAAAUGUUUACCGCAAUGUGUAAAGUGUUUCAUGAGCUGAGCUAAAAAAAUAAAUAUCUCGACAUUUUC